Molecule: messenger RNA, 735 nt
Organism: Trametes versicolor FP-101664 SS1
Lineage: Eukaryota; Fungi; Basidiomycota; Agaricomycetes; Polyporales; Polyporaceae
Product: HET-domain-containing protein
Exons: 2
Source: RefSeq, a predicted model, not a curated record
AUGCCCCGCUUCUUGAACACGAUGUCAGGCGAGUUUGAGUGGCACGACGAUCCGAAAGACAUCACCUACGCCAUUCUAUCUCACACCUGGCGUUCAACGGAACACGGUGGGGAACAAUCGUACCAAGACAUCCAAACGCUUCAAGCUACCCUCUCAGACAAGAUCCGGGGGGUCUGCAAGAUCGCGCGAAAGGCUGGUUUCCGGCUUGUCUGGAUCGAUUCCUGCUGCAUAGACAAGUACAAUGGCGCGGAGCUCCCUCCGGCCAUCACCUCGAUGUACGAAUGGUACAUGCUCUCGACCAUCUGUUACGUCUACCUCGACGACGUCCAUGACAGCUGUGACCCCGAUGCCCUUCGACGCGCUUUCUGUCUGAGCAGGUGGCACUCACGGGGCUGGACGCUGCAAGAACUCGUUGCGCCGGAACACGUCGUAUUCAUGACGAGGGCAUGGAGCGUCUUGGGCACCAAGUUGGGGCUUGCUUCGAUCCUGGCUGAGGUCACUGGCGUCAACUUCGAUAUCCUCACAGGCGCGGCCACCGUGCACUCCGUGAGCGUGGCACAGAGGAUGUCGUGGGCGGCGAGGCGAACGACGACGCAGGUCGAGGACGCGGCCUACUCGCUUAUGGGCAUCUUUGAUGUUCAUAUACCGCCGAUCUAUGGGGAGGGCACCAAUGCAUUCUUACGACUACAGGAGGAGAUCAUGAGGACCAUUCCUGAUCAAAGCAUCUUCGCUUGG